AAAUGAGUUUAGAUAUCACAAGAUUUUAAGCCUGCGAAAAUUACAAUUCUUUGGGAGCCGAGAAAAUAAACGAGGAGAUGAAUUCCUCGGCUCCUGGAUCGCGGAGUUGGUGAAGCACACCAACUUUUUUGGUCUCUGUGUAUAUAAAAUGGGAAAUGGCUCCCACGAGUGUCAGAUUUGCGCUUCUUUCUCUCUCUAUCUCUCUCUUGUGAGAUCUCUCUAAAAAUUUACUGUAAUUCUCUCGUCUCCACUUGCUGUUGGGCAAUUCUACUUCUUCCUCCGUAGUUGCUGCUUCUUUCCUUUAUUGGGUUUCCAAAAAUGAAGGUAAUUGACAAGAUAAAUGCAGCCAUUGGAGGAGCUGGACUACCAGAGGUUAAUGCAAAUGGCGGAGGAGACCCCAACAACAACAGGGUCGUUUUCUCCUUCGAAUUCUUCCCUCCCAAGACCGAGGAUGGUGUCGACAACCUCUUUGAGAGGAUGGACCGAAUGGUCUCUCACAACCCAUCUUUCUGCGACAUCACCUGGGGUGCUGGUGGCUCCACUGCAGAUCUAACUCUUGACAUCGCUAAUAAGAUGCAGAACAUGAUCUGCGUGGAGACGAUGAUGCACCUUACCUGUACUAAUAUGCCUGUUGAGAAGAUCGACCAUGCUCUCCAAACUAUCAAAUCUAAUGGCAUCCAGAACGUUCUUGCCCUUCGCGGUGACCCUCCUCAUGGCCAGGAUAAGUUCGUUCAGGUUGAAGGUGGCUUCGCUUGCGCUCUCGAUCUGGUGAAACAUAUCAGAUCCAAAUAUGGCGACUACUUUGGCAUUACUGUCGCUGGUUAUCCAGAGGCUCAUCCGGAUAUGAUCGGAAGCGAUGGGGUGGCUACAUCUGAGAAUUACCAGAAAGAUCUCGAGUAUUUGAAGCGAAAGGUUGAUGCUGGAGCUGAUCUAAUUAUCACUCAACUGUUCUAUGACACUGAUAUUUUUCUCAAAUUUGUGAAUGACUGCCGCCAAAUAGGGAUUAAUUGUCCUAUUGUUCCUGGAAUUAUGCCCAUUAAUAACUACAAAGGCUUCUUACGAAUGACUGGCUUUUGCAAAACCAAGAUACCAGCUGAGGUUGCUGCUGCAUUGGAGCCUAUUAAGGACAAUGAGGAAGCAGUCAGAGCCUAUGGAAUUCACCUUGGAACAGAAAUGUGCAAGAAGAUUUUUGUUCAUGGCAUUAAGACAUUGCAUCUUUAUACUCUAAACAUGGAGAAAUCAGCACUGGCUAUAUUAAUGAAUCUUGGUUUGAUUGAUGAGUCCAAGAUAACAAGGUCAUUACCAUGGCGACGCCCUACAAAUGUUUUCCGUGCAAAGGAAGAUGUUCGUCCAAUAUUUUGGGCUAAUCGUCCCAAGAGCUACAUAUCAAGAACCUUGAGCUGGGAGCAGUACCCACAUGGCCGAUGGGAGGAUUCUUGCAAUCCAUCCUAUGGUGCUUUAACUGACUAUCAGUUCAUGCGAGCACGUGCCCGUGACAAGAAACUUCACGAUGAAUGGGCAACUCCAUUGAAUAGUAUUGAAGAUAUCCUUGAGAAAUUUAAAAAACACUGCCUUGGGAAGUUGAAAAGUAGCCCUUGGUCAGAAUUGGAUGGCCUUCAACCAGAGACAAAGAUCAUUAAUGAACAACUUGGCAAGAUCAAUUUGAAGGGAUUCUUGACUAUCAAUAGUCAACCAGCAGUCAAUGGGGAAAGAUCUGAUUCUCCAUCUGUUGGUUGGGGAGGAUCAGGAGGAUAUGUUUAUCAGAAAGCUUAUUUGGAGUUCUUCUGCUCCACUGACAAGCUACAAGUUCUUGUUGACAAGUGCAAGUCCUUCCCUCUAAUAACUUAUAUGGCGGUGAACAAAGGAGGGACUUUGGUAUCCAAUGUCGGUACAAAUGAUGUGAAUGUGGUAACCUGGGGAGUCUUCCCAGCAAAACAGAUUAUCCAACCAACUGUUGUUGAUCCCGCCAGCUUCAAUGUGUGGAAGGAUGAGGCUUUUGAAAUCUGGUCUAGAGGUUGGGCUUCCUUGUACCCAGAGGAUGAUCCAUCUAGAAAAUUGCUUGAAGAGGUGCAGAGCGGCUACUUUUUGGUCAGCUUGGUAGAUAAUGAUUACAUACAUGGUGAUAUUUUUGCAGUAUUUGCAGAUUUAUGAGGCUAGCUGCUGCGCGCAGCUCCUCCAUUUUCUAAGAUCCCAUUAGAGCCACUCAAAAUGGUGUAUUUAUUAUAAGACUAAUGAUAGCUGUGUUUCAUUUUGGUGUUUUUGAAUUCUUCAUGAUAUGUAAUAAUAAUUCAUUGGGAUUUUGGUACCUCCCGCUGGGUUAUGGUACAAAAGCCCUUUCAAGUGGCGGCAAAAUUACUGGCCUAAAGCAUAUGUGUUAUUACCAUUCUUUAUUGAGUUGUCAUAAAGCUGAAGCUAUAGAGUUUACCCUUCGAUAA
Messenger RNA from Hevea brasiliensis (rubber tree), 2435 nucleotides. Its product is annotated as methylenetetrahydrofolate reductase (NADH) 2. NCBI's taxonomy places the organism in Eukaryota, Viridiplantae, Streptophyta, Magnoliopsida, Malpighiales, Euphorbiaceae. The transcript is spliced from 11 exons. Bases 319 to 2151 code for a protein of 610 amino acids. Gene Ontology annotation, molecular function: methylenetetrahydrofolate reductase [NAD(P)H] activity; FAD binding. The record is from RefSeq and is a predicted model, not a curated record. Gene Ontology annotation, cellular component: cytosol. Gene Ontology annotation, biological process: tetrahydrofolate interconversion.